CAACACACACACAGAGAGAGACAGAGAGAGAGAGAGAAAGAAGCAAGCAAACAAGCAGCACAAGGCAAAGCUAACUCUCUCUCAGCAAGCUUGAACAAAAUGGAGACCUUCCUAUUCACAUCUGAAUCAGUGAAUGAGGGACACCCUGACAAGCUGUGCGACCAGAUCUCUGAUGCAGUGCUUGAUGCCUGCCUUGCCCAGGAUCCUGACAGUAAAGUUGCCUGCGAAACUUGCACCAAGACCAACAUGGUCAUGGUUUUUUGCGAGAUCACAACCAAGGCCAAUGUAAACUAUGAGAAAAUCGUGCGUGAGACUUGCCAUGCUAUUGGGUUUAUCUCUGAUGAUGUAGGUUUGGAUGCCGACAACUGCAAGGUCCUUGUUAACAUUGAGCAGCAGAGCCCCGAUAUUGCUCAGGGUGUCCACAGUCAUCUAACCAAGCGACCUGAGGAGAUUGGUGCUGGUGACCAGGGUCACAUGUUUGGUUAUGCAACUGAUGAGACCCCUGAAUUGAUGCCCCUCAACCUCUACGGUAGUGUUUGCCUCUCUAAUGUGCGCCGCCGAUGCUCUCCCUAG
Molecule: messenger RNA, 573 nt
Organism: Camellia sinensis
Lineage: Eukaryota; Viridiplantae; Streptophyta; Magnoliopsida; Ericales; Theaceae
Source: RefSeq, a predicted model, not a curated record